UUCCUUAUCACGUUGAAAAAAAAACCAAAAGGAGAUAAUGAAAGUGAGCUUCGUGAGCUUUUAAAAGUUUAAAAUCGUGUAAAAAUAUUAUAUUUCUUCUACUCUUCUAUGUUAUUCGUGAAAUUUUGAGUCUUGGUUCGUUGAUAUAAAUAUUAAAUUCUUUCAAAAUGAGUACCUCUACGAUGUACAAAUUGAAAACUGUUUUUGAUUUCCCGGCACCGUUCAGGCAUACUAGCUCGAUGUAUAAACUGAAAAAUAUUCAAUUCAACAGAGUUUCCAAUUCGUCAGAUUAUACGUCUCAGGAAAAUCACAAUUCUGAAAACACCGAACUGCAUUCGGCAGAAAAAUUGGUUCUGUCUCGACAAGAGAAGUUAUUAGCUGAGCUUUCCAAGCUAAAAGAUCAAAUUAAUGCUUUUCGUGUAGAAGUAGACAAGUUGAACGUACCAAUGCCAGCUGCUUCGAAAAGUAAUCCAGUUUCUGUUUCCAAACUGCCUGAGAAAUUAGAUUAUUCUGCUUUACUAUCGGACGUUGCAGCGCAUGGUAUAGUGAUAAAUGCUGAUCCGAAUUACCCUCCUUACUGUUUACUAGGAUUAAAUAAAAUCUGGAAAGAUCUUCCCGUUUCCAUCUCAGUGCAUACGCAUUCGUCGGUCGAAACGUUACCGAAAUCAGUGGAAACGUUUCAAUUGCUACAAAAAUCAAAUUCCGAAUCGAAAUCCAAAGUGAACAUUACUCUAGUAUGGAAAGAUGUUGACGAAGAUUGCGAAAUAAUAAUUUCCCCAGUGAAAAAUACUCUGAUUGUUGGCGAAGUGAAUUUGCUGAGAUUUUUCUAUCAAUAUCUGUCAUCGGAUUCGACGCUUCAGAAUGUAUUGAAACAUGAACUUUUCGAUUUUACUCGUAUUCAAUAUUUCACUGGGAAUAAAAAAUUAGAACUCAUGAAGCAACUUAGCGAACGACUUGCCAAUAAUGAGUACUUUUCCGGUGCUAAGAAUCCUGAUGUUGCUGAUCUAGCUUUGUGGUCUGCUUUUAUGAAAAUGCAGAAAAAAGAUAACCUACCUCAGAAUAUUUCUAAAUGGCUCAAAAGAUCGUCGUCCUAUUUCGGUGUGUAAACCAGUAUGUUCCUCGAGAUCGAUUGAUAAAAAUAAUCCGCUUUCUUUUAUCUUUCACAACGUCAUUAUUUCAUUGUUAUCUUGUCUCUACAGUAAAAAUAAAUUAUCGACGUGAA
Molecule: messenger RNA, 1222 nt
Organism: Planococcus citri (citrus mealybug)
Lineage: Eukaryota; Metazoa; Arthropoda; Insecta; Hemiptera; Pseudococcidae
Gene: AIMP2
Product: aaRS-interacting multifunctional protein 2
Exons: 5
Coding region: 168-1106 (312 amino acids)
Cellular component (GO): aminoacyl-tRNA synthetase multienzyme complex
Source: RefSeq, a predicted model, not a curated record